Molecule: messenger RNA, 930 nt
Organism: Exophiala aquamarina CBS 119918
Lineage: Eukaryota; Fungi; Ascomycota; Eurotiomycetes; Chaetothyriales; Herpotrichiellaceae
Exons: 2
Coding region: 1-930 (309 amino acids)
Source: RefSeq, a predicted model, not a curated record
AUGGAACCUUGUCGAGUCGCGAUUGCUGGAUUUACGAGCAGAGUAGCGCAACUCAUCACUUCGCAUCUAUUAGAGCAACCGGAUAUCGAGAUUACAGGAAUCUGCCGGGACACCGCGAAAGUUCCUAGCCACAUUUCACAGAAUCCCUCUGUCACAUUGGUGAAAGCCGAAUACUCUGAUGUCACAAAACUUCGAACCGCCCUUAGAAAUGCAUCAGUUUGCGUGUGCUGCUAUUUUGGACCGGAAGAAUUGAUGCUGGGGGGACAACUUAUACUCAUUGAUGCUUGCAUCGCGGAGAAUGUACCACGUUAUCUUGCAUCAGACUUUUCUUUCGACUUCAGGGGACUGAAGAUAGGAGACUUUCCAUUCAAGGAUUUCCAGCUCAAGGUUGAUGAAUACUUGGCAAAGAAAGAGAGUGAAGGACGAAUCAAAUCCGUGCACAUUCUGAGUGGAGGGUUCUUCGAGGCAGUGUUUUGUCCAUUCAUGGGAACUCUUGAGGUUGAGUCCAGAAAAGUUCGUUACUGGGGUACUGGCGAGGAGCCAUGGGACAUGACGUCCAUGGAGGAUACUGCCAAGUUCACCGCAAGGGUUGUGGGUGACCAAGGCGCUACGGGUGUGUUCAACGUGCGUGGUGAGAGGCAUUCACCUAAGCAAAUCGCUGACGCAUUGGAAAUUUGUUAUGGCACUAAGUUCUCGCUUGAAAACUUAGGUACAUUGCAAGAGCUACAAGAAAAGAUGAUCUCGGCCAGAAACGCCUCGCCUGGGGACCCUGGUGCGUGGCUUGGUCUACAUUACAACUAUUACACAAUCAAUGGCUCGACCUUGUUGCGAAGUUCCGAGAAUGACAAGUACCCCGAUUUGAAGAUUGAUGAUCUCAAAUCCUUCUUUCAUCGCCAUAAACUUGAACAACUACCCACACUCUUCAGAUAG